AUGGAGCUAGAGGCAUCUGAACUUAUAGCAGCAGGCACUAUCCGUUUAAGCUCGUGCAAAGCUUGCCGUCUUGCCUCCCCUUCCUCCACAUCUUCAUCACUGUCAUCCACUACUUCACCACGAAUGGUGAAGAGUGCUAAUUACAAGGCCACAGUGAGAGAUCCUGGGACUCUUGGGGUUUUAACUAUGACGGAGAACAAGUUUGUGUUCAGGCCAAACGCGUCAACAGCGAAACGAGCGCUCGAUGUGGACUUCAGACAAAUUACAGGUCUAAAAAACACUAAGGAGGGAGGAGAUAGAUCACCUUGGCUUCAUCUCAGUGAAAAGGACAAAACUUACAUCUUUGAGUUUGCAAGUUUUCGUGAUCUUCAUCUAUGCCGAGAGUUUGUAGCCAAUGCCGUUGCUAAGCGUGGAGAAGCUGCAAAACCUACUUCUUCUGAUGAACAAAUCAGUAGAGCAGAAAUAAUGCACCGUAUGAAGCUAUUACAAGAAAACAGUGAAUUGCAGAAACUUCAUAUGCAGUAUGUAAUGCGUGGUGUCUUAACAGAAGCUGAAUUCUGGGAAGCUAGGAAGAAGUUUGGUGAUGUAGAUAGCCGUCCAAAGCCCAAGCAAAGGGCUGGUUUCAGAAGCUCAAUGAUAAUGGACACCAAACCCAUGACGGAUGGUCGAACGAACAAGGUUACUUUCAGUUUGACUGCAGAUAUUAAGUAUCAGAUCUUUGCCCUGAAACCAGCUGUUCAUCAGGCAUUUCUUGCUCUGGUUCCCAGUAAGACGACGGAGAAAGACUUCUGGACAAAGUAUUUCAGAGCUGAAUACCUCCAAAGCACAGGGAAUGCUGCUGCAGUUGAAGCAGAAGCCGCCGAUGAUGAGGAAUUGGCAAUGCUUUUGGAGGAGGAUGAGGUAUUGGCGAGGGAAGCUCGUCGAAAGCUUCGACGGGUCGAUCCAACUUUGGACAUGGAAGCUGACCAAGGAGACGAUUAUACGCACCUUCCAGAUCAUGGGAUAAUAUUCUUUCGGGAUGUGGUUUACAAGAGGAGGAGAACUUUAUCACAAGACCUUAACCGGCAAGGCGCUGUUGUUCUUCAAGGAAGAAGCAUCGUUGAAGUUGAUUUAGAAGAUACGUCAAGUGUUGCAGAGGCGUUUAAUAUAAUGCGGUCAAGAGAGGAGGAGGCUGAUAAGAGUGGUGUGCAGGAGAGAUUUGGUAGGAUUGCUCGGACGACUGAGAUGGAGGAUGUUCAAGAACCUCACCAUCUUCCUGUUGCUCAAUUAUUAUGUAUGAAGGAUCCUCGAGACUACUUUGACACGCAACAAGCUAAUAAUAAUGCAGUUAAAACUGAGGAAGCAUAUGGCUCCUUGAGGAAGUCUAUAUCUAAAAUCAAGAGCAUUGGAUUGGGAAAUUCCACAGUUGCACCAGAAAUUGCUCUUGCGGUUUUUAAUGGACUUCCGGCACCACCAACACCAUGUCAGUGUUAA
Prunus persica (peach) is the source of this 1473-nucleotide messenger RNA. Its product is annotated as probable RNA polymerase II transcription factor B subunit 1-1. Gene Ontology annotation, biological process: nucleotide-excision repair; transcription by RNA polymerase I; transcription by RNA polymerase II. Bases 1 to 1473 code for a protein of 490 amino acids. The transcript has 3 exons. The record is from RefSeq and is a predicted model, not a curated record. Gene Ontology annotation, cellular component: transcription factor TFIIH holo complex; transcription factor TFIIH core complex. NCBI's taxonomy places the organism in Eukaryota, Viridiplantae, Streptophyta, Magnoliopsida, Rosales, Rosaceae.